Molecule: messenger RNA, 2247 nt
Organism: Haliaeetus leucocephalus (bald eagle)
Lineage: Eukaryota; Metazoa; Chordata; Aves; Accipitriformes; Accipitridae
Product: fatty acyl-CoA hydrolase precursor, medium chain
Exons: 13
Coding region: 4-1677 (557 amino acids)
Source: RefSeq, a predicted model, not a curated record
AAAAUGGCAACGGGAAAGGACACAUCACUGCUGUUCUUGAUUCUCACCGUCGGGGUCACAGCGCUUAUAGCUACUGGACAAAAAGCAGAGCAACCAGAAGUGCUGACCAAAUACGGGAGAGUCCAAGGGUACCAAUUCAAAGUAGAUGCAGCUGAGAGGAGUGUAAAUGUGUUUUUGGGACUUCCUUUUGCUAAGCCUCCAGUUGGACCACUGAGGUUUUCUGAACCCCAGCCACCUGAGCCAUGGAAAGGUGUCAGAGAUGCCACUUCCUACCCACCAAUGUGUCUACAGGAUAAAGUACAAGGACAGGUUUUUUCGGACUUUAUUACUAAUAGAAAAGAAAAAGUUCUUCUCCAAGUGUCUGAAAAUUGCUUAUACCUAAAUGUGUAUACACCCGUUUCUACAGAAAAACAGGAGAAGCUGCCUGUCUUUGUAUGGAUCCAUGGAGGUGGGUUAGUUUAUGGAGCAGCUUCAUCAUAUGAUGGUUCAGCAUUAGCGGCCUUUGACAAUGUGGUGGUUGUAACAAUUCAGUACAGAUUAGGUAUUGGUGGAUAUUUUAGCACUGGUGAUAAGCAUGCCCGAGGUAACUGGGGGUAUUUAGAUCAAGUAGCAGCCCUUCAGUGGAUUCAGGAAAAUAUCAUACAUUUUGGAGGAGAUCCAGGAUCCGUCACUAUCGCUGGAGAAUCUGCAGGAGGACUCAGUGUUUCUGCUCUUGUCUUGUCUCCCCUGGCGAAGGGCUUGUUCCACAAGGCCAUUUCAGAGAGUGGUACUGCAGUCAGGGUUUUGUUCACUGACCGGCCUGAGGAGGAAGCACAAAGAAUUGCUACUGCCUCUGGCUGUGAGAAAACCAGUUCAGCUGCAAUAGUCGAAUGCUUAAGAGAAAAAACAGAAGAAGAGAUAGUACAGAUAACACAAAAAAUGCCUUCCCUGUUUAUCAGUGCAUCUGCAGAUGGUGUAUUUUUUCCAAAGAGUCCCAGGCAAUUACUAUCUGAAAAAGUGAUCAAUGCAGUCCCAUAUAUAAUAGGAGUAAAUAACUGUGAAUUUGGAUGGGUGCUUCCUACGACAAUGAAAUUUCCUCCUUACACAGAUGGUCUGGAUGAAGAUGUUGCACAUCAAGUUUUACAGAGCUCCCUAGCAGUAUCACUUAAGGGUGUUACUUCUGAAGUUGUCGAUCAAAUAUACAAUGAAUACAUAGGGAAUGCAGAAAACCGUGCUCAGGUGCGAGAUGGCCUUCUCAAUGCAAUAGGAGACCCUUUGUUUGUUCUUUCAGCCAUUGAAGUGGCAAGAUACCAUAGAGAUGCUGGCAACCCAGUCUACUUUUAUGAAUUUCAGCAUCGGCCAAGUUCAGCGGCAGGUGUUGUGCCAGAGUUUGUAAAAGCAGAUCAUGGAGAUGAGAUUGCCUUUGUCUUUGGAAAGCCAUUCUUAGCCGGGUAUGCUACAGAAGAAGAAAAUAAACUUAGCAGAACUAUUAUGAGAUACUGGACUAACUUUGCUAGAAAUGGAAAUCCCAACGGAGAAGGCUUGGUCCAUUGGCCUCAGUAUGAUCUGGAUGAAGGAUACCUGGAAAUAGACCUAAUGCAAAAAGCAUCAAAGAAAUUGAAAGAACGCAAAAUGGAGUUUUGGACACAGCUCACAAAACAAAUGAUGAAUGAAAGGAGAGAACACACAGAUUUAUAAGAGUUGUGGAGGGUACAGUUUGCUUUUAAAAUCUGAAGUCAAAGAAAAUUAGUUUGUCAGGAUGCAGAAUUCAAUAAUAAUCACCUUCUAACUCACUAUUGUGUAACCUGCUGUCAUGAUCACAGUGAAAGGAGAGAAUCAAGGGAAAUUUGGAAUGUUUGUGGGACUAAAAAUCACUAUUUAAUGAAGCAAGCAGAAAAAACCCACAAUCUUUCAGGCUUGAAAAGACCAUGGUGUCUACUCAGUGGAUAGCAAAGCUGAAUAAUGAUCCUGUGAGAAGGGGGAGUGAGGGGGAAACUGUCAAAUAUAUUGAAAUCUGUAAGAAAUUAGCUAUACAGAAUAUAUCAUAAGUGUCAGACUAUGUUGUAUGCUUAUUCCCCUCUUCUUUCAGAAGAGAAUGGUCAGUUGUCAUUCUUACAGCCUCUUUCCACUUUCUUUAAUUGGAAAUAGCUUGUAGGGAGCAGAGCAUCCAUCAAAAAACAUCUGUGAGAUGGGCUUGACACCUCACAAAUGAGAAUGGAAAAUCUCUACUUGUUGUUUUGUAAACUGUUAUAAAUAAAUGUUGCUUUU